Papilio polytes (common Mormon) is the source of this 3019-nucleotide messenger RNA. RefSeq lists its product as uncharacterized. Lineage: Eukaryota; Metazoa; Arthropoda; Insecta; Lepidoptera; Papilionidae. Bases 284 to 2839 code for a protein of 851 amino acids. The record is from RefSeq and is a predicted model, not a curated record. The transcript has 7 exons.
UGUGAUGUAAUAUGGCUCUCGAGGCGUGUUAUUGCAUUUUUAUUGUAUCCUACGAGAACAAUAAGCGAGUGACAUAUUAAUUUCAUAUGUCACAUGUUCAUGUAGAUGAAAAGUUAUGAAGGUCCUGAAGUCAAGAAAAAGUAAUUUCAUUCUCGUAUAAUUUUUAAUACAGAGCUGCGGGAGAUAGCUAGUUAGUCAUAAACAGAAGACUUGUGUGCUAUUCCAAGAUAUAAAGCUAUCCACCUGAAUCUCCUAGAGUUAACUUUAUUUAUGACGUGAAACAAUGGAGGGAUACAGGGGUACGAAAUGCAAGACGAUGUGUUCAUCUACUUGCAGUAAGUGUUUUCGUCUAAGGAAUGAUAUAGAUUUAAGAAAUUCUGAGCCGAAGUACAAACAUUGCAAAGAUCAAUAUGCACCAAAAUGUCCUCUGUGCAAACUGAUAUUGCCACAGAUCCACAAUCUUGUAAGGGAUAUUAGUGUAAUUAAUAUAAAAGAUAUACCUGGCAUUUGCAAUCAUUGUAAAAAUAUAAAUUCUACUCUACAAUGUGAGAGAUGCGACUAUAUUUUAAAAGCAUAUAUGCAAGAAAAAGAGUGUUACGUUGAUCAUUGUAAUAAAGAAUGUCACGAAGUUAUAGCUCGUAUUAAGACUUUGUUGUCCGAGUUUGAAAAACAUGAAGAACUUAUGAAACUUAAAUCUUUAUCCUUGGAUGAACUACUGAAAUUCUUGAAACCGUCAAAAAAAACGCCAAACGUCCAGCACAAAGAAACACAACGAACCGAUAGCGAUAUACAAGGAGGGACACAUGGUUUUAGAAGUAGUUGUGUUUGUGAAGAUUUGCUAAAGAAGUUACAGGAGAAAAUGGCAAAUAUUGAUUAUAAAAAUUAUAGCAAAUUAUUUAUUGAUAGCAAAACACCUUCACAUCGGGUAUCUUAUGACCGGUUGGAUAAAACAAAAAAGAUUGAAAAACAAAAAAAGUAUGGUAAAUCGUUUAAUGAUGGCAAAAUACCAUCACAUGAUAUAUAUCAUGACCAGUUAGAGAAAUCAAAAAACAACGAGAGGAAACACAAGAAUGGUAAAUCCUUUGUCGAAAGCAAAAUACAGUCACACGACAUAUCCAGUGAUCAGUUAGACAAAACAAAAGAUAAUGAUAGGAAACAAAAAAAGAGGGAAUCAAAUAAAAUUAAAGACCCCAAAGAAUCUCUAGAUUAUAUUAGCAAAGAAAAACGUAAACAUGGAUUCAAAAAACAAAUUAAAAGCACAGAAAAGGAACAACAAGAAGGGGAAAUAAGUAAAUUGAAAGGUAUUAAAGACGCCAUUGGUUUAAGCAACUAUAAAGAUAAACACAAACCUGAGUUUAAGAAAACAGUUGUAAGGAAUGUAAAGGAGAAAUCUAAUCGAGAAAAGAAAGGGAAAAGUAAGAAGCAAUCGGAUAACAUAAAAGAAAAUGAAUUUAGUGUUGAUUCAAAAAAAAUAAAAGUGCACAAUAAAUCUCUUGAUGAAUUAGAGAAAAUGAUAUUAAACCGGCAAAAGAAGCGGAAGCGUGAUCCACAAUAUAAUAUAAAAAGAUUUAAAAUUCCGGAUGUCCGAGAUUUGCCGCCAUUGCCAGUCAAAAAAUUUAAAGAGCAGGCAUCUAUGGACUCCGAAAGUAUUAUAGAAUGCGAUCAAUCUGAUGAAAAGGAUUUUAUAGAAGUGAUUGAAGGAAAUAAGAUCGUCCGUUAUAGACGUGGUCAGAGUCCUGUUGAACCCAAAACUAAAAAGCCUUUGUUUUUCAAUGUUACUCACAACUUCGAUGAAGAAAGUCUCUCUGAUAUGAACUUGCGAUCGUCGGUACAUUCAGAUACUAAACCAUUACAUCAAAAGGAUAAACUUUUUGGCAAGUAUCGACUUUCAAACAGAGAUUACAUCGAAAAUGGUUGUACCGUUCUGCCGACAGUAACGUUUGUUCGUAGAUUAAAUAUCUACAAAAUGGUUCCCUCGUGCCCUAAAUUUGAUUGGCUAGGAAGUCAUAAGAACGAAGACAUAAUAUUUUACGAGACCGGCGAGGUACUGGCAGAAGUAUAUGAUGACGGUCUAUUCAAGUGGUUUUAUAGAAAUGGAAAAGUAGCUUUGGAUUUUGUCGACGUUUUUGAUGAGGAAACUAAUGCAACGAAAGAGUUUAUUGUAUACGAUGCAGUUACUCAAAACAAAGGAAGAUAUGAAGAUAAGGCACAAAUUUUAGCUAGCUUUGAUGACAAGGGACAUGGAGUUGUGUAUGAUCGUUUUGGAUAUAUGAGGAUUAAGUAUACACAAGAUGAAGGUGUGCUUUUCGAUAGUCACAUUGGGUCACCGUGCCAUUGGAAAUGGAAUGCUUUAAAUGAGCCCCCGAAAAUUCAGGUUGAACAUAUCUUCGAGUUUUUAGAACCUUUAGAUCCCUACAUCGAGAAAUUAGAAGUCGGGGCCAAAAAUGUUGGAACUGUAAAGAAUGAGGAAAUUAGUUCACUACCACGUUCUCAAAUACAAAUCAGUAGUGAAUUUGAAGAUGAGAUGAAAGAAAUAGAGUUAAAUAAUGUGGUUAGAGAAAAGUCAAUGAAAAUAUUGAUGAAUUAUAAGCCCUUUGAAAUUAGAUCGAAAAUUUUUAAAUUAAAUGACCACUUUUCGUUAAGAAUGCUGAGUCAAUCUAAAGUUUAUAUAUUGUUUAGAGAUGGUAAAGUAUCUCUUAAGCUGAAUGUGGGCAUGAAACUAAUAAGCAACGAAGUAAUGGACAUAAAAGCUGUGGAUAACGAUAGAAUAUACACACAAGACAGAAAACAUAAAAUCAAACAUACCGAUUUUAAAGUAUCCAACAGUUCUCUAUUUUAGGCGAUAUAUUAAGAUAAGAUAAAGCAUCGUUCUUUAUUAGUAAAGUUUAAAAUAUUAAGUAUGUUUAACUUGUAAGAAAAGUAUUAAGUUUCUACUUAUUUGGUUUUAAUUGGGUGUAUGGUUGGGAAUUAAAUUCCCCUACUAUGAAUACGAUGUAACUUUUCUCGAGUCAAUUGGAGU